AGUGAGGAUCUCUCACUCAAGGUUAGGGUGCUUUGUUGGAUCAUGACUUCCCCAAAGAGCCUAAACAUCAAAGCCAUUCAUCUAAAGUAUACCUGGACUCGACACUGCAAUAUUAUUCUAUUUAUGAGCUCCGUGGCCAAUGAGAGCUUCCCGGCUAUUGGAUUGGAUACAAAGGAAGGACGAGGAGAACUCUACUGGAAGACAAUUCGAGCAUUUCAUUAUGUGCACAAACACUAUUUUGAAAAGGCUGAAUGGUUCUUGAAGGCCGAUGAUGAUACUUAUGUUGCAAUUGAUAAUUUACGUUUUUUUCUCUCCAAUUAUACUCCCCAUCAACCUGUGUACUUUGGCAGUCGAUUUAAACCCCUAGUCAAACAAGGCUACAUGAGUGGUGGGGCUGGCUAUGUACUCAGUAAGGAAGCCCUGAACAGAUUUGUGGAAGGAUUUAACACUAAGGUCUGCAGCCACACAUCCCCUGUGGAGGAUUUGGAAUUGGGAAAGUGUAUGGAAAAGAUGGGAGUUACACCAGGAGAUUCUAGAGAUCCUGAAGGAAGACAGACCUUUCAUCCAUUUACACCUGAGCACCACAUAACAAGAAAAGAUUUAUAUUACAAAAAUGUCUACAGCUUCUACCCAAUAAAAGAGGGUCCCCAAUGCUGCUCAGAUCUGGUUAUUUCUUUCCAUUAUGUUGAUCCUGUGCUCAUGUAUACACUUGAAUACUUUGUGUACCAUCUAAGGCCAUACGGAUAUUUAUAUCGCUAUCAGCCUCCGUUGCAAGAGAAUGCAGGCAGAUUACAAAGAAGAAACAUUACAGAACAAGGAGUAACUGAAAAUUCUAAAUUUGAAUUCACUAAAGUACCUAACUGA
Messenger RNA from Bombina bombina (fire-bellied toad), 864 nucleotides. RefSeq names its product glycoprotein-N-acetylgalactosamine 3-beta-galactosyltransferase 1-A-like. Bases 43 to 864 code for a protein of 273 amino acids. The record is from RefSeq and is a predicted model, not a curated record. Gene Ontology annotation, cellular component: membrane. The transcript has 2 exons. Lineage: Eukaryota; Metazoa; Chordata; Amphibia; Anura; Bombinatoridae. Gene Ontology annotation, molecular function: N-acetylgalactosaminide beta-1,3-galactosyltransferase activity.